CGUAUGGAUAAAAAGUACGUGCAUGGUCAGCUUUAUAAAACGAUUGCUAGAAGCGCGCGGGUGAGAGAGAGAGACGGAAGAGUCAAACAAGUAAACAUGGCGCCGUGUGACCCAUCAUAUCAUAUUUAGUGUAUUUUGUACACGCAGUAUCUGUAGAUUUAUCUAAAAUUAGUAGGAAAUCUUUAAAGAUAAGUGCGUAAGAGUCAUGAAACAUUACAAUAAGUGAUAAAUCAACAUUAUUAAAAAGUGCCAACUCUAUAUUUUCGUAAUUUAGUAAAUUUUACAGGUCUCGUAUCGAAAUAAUUGUGUAUUAUGUGUGUUCGUAAAAAAUCGAUGAAUGGAGUUAAGAUAGUGUUAGCAUAAUGUAAACAUUGUGGUUUUGUAAUAGUACGUAGGCGAAUUUCGCUAUUAACAAGUAAGGUAGAAUUUAGCUAUGGAAAAAAGUGACAGUUACCUGCACAAAAAAUUCAAGAAACAAAUUAACGUUGAAUCCAUAAUCCAAAAUGACAAGGAAAACAAGAAGAGCGCUCCGGUGGAGACGUUCGCGCAAAAAAUCGAUCAAAAAGAAAAAGAAAAAAUGGAUAAAACGGACAAUAUCGAACCUGUGCCAAAUCAAAGUACAAAUAGCAGCCCUUCGCGUACGUCGAACGCCAAGUCUUCCAUAUCACUAGGCAACCAACAAUCUUCGAACUCUUACAUAUCAUAUGUAGUUUCGAAACAACCAGAUCAUCAUCAACCGACUAGUUUUGAUACUAAACAGACCAACUAUACAGAUAAUACUAGUAGCACGUCUUCCAUUUUGAACAACGUUUACCCGACCGCCAACUACAAUUACGCCGGAGACAAUUACGGCAUCUUCAACGCCAAUUUCCAUCGAGACGACGUCAAACCGGAUGAAACGUCGACUCCCAAAUACGACGAACAAAAAAACUCCGUCGGAAAAUACGUUUGCCCCUAUUGCAAUCUAGUCUGCUCGAAACCGAGCGUUUUGCAAAAACACAUCAGAGCCCACACCAACGAAAGACCGUACCCCUGCGAAAGUUGCGGCUUCUCCUUCAAAACCAGAUCGAACCUCUACAAACAUUGCAGAUCCAGGACGCACGCCAACAGAUUAUUGGUGACCAAAACUCCGGACGCGAACCACGAGUCCGAAAUAGCGAAAAACCCGCCGAACGAUUCGGAAUUCAAAGACGAACCGAAGAAACCGUACAAACCCAGGUUCCAUACGGCGAAAUUAUUCGAUAACCCCCCGCCAGAUAGUACCGAAGACGCGACGAAUACCUCGACGACGACCACCCGAUUCGUGUCGCACCACAUCAACAAAAUCAUAAAUAGAAACAAUUCCUCGGCGCCGCAACCCAGCGAGACGUUCGUACAAAAAGAAAUCCGCCACGACGAGCCGCUCAACCUCACCAAAAACCGAAAGAGAUCCAUGAGCGAAGUAACCGAACCGGUCAUCCAAAAGAGCCUAAUCAAAGAACUCCUGCUGAAAAAUCUGAGCAGCUCCUCCGACAUGCAAUGCCCCCAUUGCAAGAUGAUCUUCCAAACGGUCACCGAAUUGGACGUCCACAAAUACAGAAAUUGCAAAGGAAAAUCCGCCGGACCGAAAUAUACCAGAAGUAGUUCGGUGAACGUCGCUUCGAUAUUAACGCACAACAAAAACGCUUUCGACAACAUUCCUCGGAUGCAAUUCCCCCUCGACUCCCCGGGACCGUUCCUAGGCAAAACUCGACUAAUAGAAAGCGACAAAACCAAAUCGUUUUCCUUCGAUAGCGGAAAUCUACCUCUGGUUAAUCGAGGGGAAACCGCAUCCUCGCCGCCCAAUUACCUUUUGUCCCCCCUUUCCUUCGAUAAAGAUAAAAAACCCCGCAUCAAAUUAUUCGGGGGGGAAGUGAAAGUGCAUUCGUCGGGCGAAUCGAAAACCUUCAAAAUCGAAGACGAAUUCGAUAAAGAUGCGAAUUUUAUCGGUAAUUUAAGCGAAAAUCGAGUCGUCAAAACUAGUUUACAAUCCGGAGGCACCGUUUUAACGAAUACCAAUAAAUCCGACACGAAAACCCCCAAAGAAAAUAUAGAUUUCGAUAAAUCGAUUUUUACUUUCGAUACAAUUCGAAAUAUCGACGACGACGUAUCGAUUACCAAAUCGUAUCCGGAAGAAUCGAGUCCUCUAUAUAAGAAUAUAAUCGAUUUCAGUCAGAACGCUCUUAAAAUGUUGACGCCUAAUAUUAGACAACCGACUGUACCUACGAAUUUUAAUCAUCGAACGCCACCCGGCGACUUUAAAACCAAUUUGUACAAUCCUCUGAAUCUAUUGGUGAACGGUCAAGUCGUUAGACACGUGCCGGGUAUGCCGGGACCCGUAGUCGAAAAUACCCCCCCGAUCCGACAAAAUUUACCCCCUUUAGUAAUCGAUAAACCCCCUCCGAUGACGGACCACCCAUCUCCGAAACCGACGGAAACUUGCUCCCAGGAUAAAAACGGCGCGAGGUUAUUCGCGCAACCCGAUAAACUGAUCAAAUCGCCCAAAAAUAAUAAUAAUAAUAAUCCGGUGCAAAUUAGAGCGACGGCCAAUUUUUUGCUACCGGAAAGAUUGAACAGAUCCCCGAAAUCGGACGGUUCCGAUACGAAAUGCGCGGAAGACAAAUCCGCCGAAGGGGAAAUCAAGAAAUUCGCCAGACCGAAUAGUUUGGCUUUGAAACCGACGACGGCGUCAUUGAAACAACACCACGGCUUGACGCCGACCAUGUUCAAUCAGAUCCUGAUCAGCCCAGAUACGCCUCGAGUCGCCAAGAAGUACGCCGAGCAUUUUCUUCACGGCAAUUAUUUCAGUUAUUUGGGAUUGAAGAGUUCCACGAGACCGGUCUAUUGUACUUUGAACAAGACGCAACCUUUUUACGUGCCCCACUUCAAGAAAUUGAGCAUGUACUCCGAAUGGAGGCAGCAGGAUACCAAACAGGAUAAAUUGUACGUCAGCGACUACGAUUCCAGACAGAUUAACAAGAGUUACAGUAUAGCGGGGAAGACUUCGGCCAAUCUAAUCAUACAUUCUAGUUAUAAGUUUGUCAUUACGGAAACGUCAUCGGCACAAUCUGAAAAAGAAGACGAACCACAGAAGAAUAAUACAAUUUUAGGCGGGUACGAAUGUAACGAAGAUUAUAUUUACGUUCGAGGCAGGGGUAGAGGCCGAUAUGUAUGCGACCAAUGUGGGAUUCGUUGUAAAAAACCGUCUAUGCUUAAAAAGCACAUCAGGACACAUUCAAACGAUAGGCCUUAUACUUGCAGUCAUUGUAAUUUCAGUUUCAAAACUAAAGGAAACUUAACCAAACAUAUGAAAAGUAAGGCCCAUUCGAAAAAUUCCACAACUAGUACGGGAUCGUCGUCUUCAUCAGCCCAACAAAGCGCUCAGAGUUCUGAAUCUGAUACUGACGACAGCGGAAUGGAUAGUAGCGACGAAUCGACGCGUCAACAAGAACACGAAGCGGCCUACGGUCUGUUGUCUCUUUCGCAAAAACCUACCCAAACAUCUGGUAACAUAGGCACGAAGAGCCCCACAGAAGCAUUUAUGACCACAGAAGAACUGGCGCACGUUUCAAAGACGAUUUACGCCAAAAACAAAUUCCUAGAUCAACCAAACACAACGAUGAGUCCAAGUUUCAAAACGAUGGAGCUGAAUAUAUCGGCAUCAGAAGAAACUGCAGAAAAUCAAAACGUUAGGACCUAUUUAGGAAUGGGAAGUAUAAGUAGACCUUUGACGUAUCCUUAUACCACCGUUUUAAUAGGAGAAAAGGUAGUAUUACCUUCACCGGAACCGGAAAAUAAGUUAUCGGAAAGUGUUACCAAUCCAGUAGAACCGAAAUGUAUUAAACAGUUCAACGUUAUAAAAAAAUACGUUCCCCAAGGAAAAUUAAGUCCCGAUCUACCCGAAAACGAAAAUUAUUGUUACGAAGAGACCUUAAACAACGUUAAAAACAUCACAACUACCCCCAACCGAACCCUACCUACUCUAAAAAUAAACGACGUCGUAAUAACCGCCGAAAGCGUGUCGGAUAUAAGAAAAAGAAAAUUUUCAAUAACGGAAUUUCCCCAUAAAAACAAAAUACAGAAAAACGACGAAGUUAUGGAUCUGUCGAUGGCGAAUAAUCAAGAAAAAUUAAACGGAACGUUAGUAAACGAGGUGGUGAAUAAUUUUAGGUUGACGGAGAGCGAGAAGAACGUCGCCAACGAAAUAUUCAACGCGUUACAGAAACCACAGUCUCCUCCUCGAUUGGAAAUUAACGAGGACAGAGAAGAAAUUCCUAUUUAUAAUAACAACAACAACAACAACAAUAGCACCGUUAUCAUAUUGAGACCUCUGAGUGCGGAUACACAAGAUCAACAUCAGAACUACAACGAAGAAACUGGCAACAAUACGGAUUACGACAACAGCGCCAUGGAAACUCUGGCCGAUGUUGCCACCAAACAAGUCAAAUUGGAGAAAAAUACUUUGGCGAAGAGCGUCGCCAGCGAAUUUUUAAAAUUGGCCACUAAAAACGAAAAUAUAGACGGCGGUAUUAAUACUGUUAAUUUCGGACCCGUCAAUAAGGACGUCAAUGAUAUUAUCGUUAAAUCCGAAGGGAACAAGAGCUGCACCAUUUGUUCCAAGAGUUUUAACAAACCUUCACAACUUAGGCUACACAUGAAUAUCCACUAUUUAGAAAGACCUUUCCGCUGUGAUUCAUGUUCCGUUAGUUUCAGAACGAAAGGACAUUUACAAAAACACGAAAGGAGUGCUAGUCACCAUAACAAGUUGUCCUCAUCUCCUGCGCUUUCUUCUUCUGAACCCAGACCGUUCAAAUGUUCGGAUUGUAACAUCGCUUUUCGGAUUCACGGUCAUCUAGCCAAACAUCUGCGAUCCAAGAUGCAUAUACAGAGGUUGGAAUGUUUGAAAAAGUUACCUUUCGGUUUGUACGCAGAAUUGGAGAGAUCCAACAGUCUGUUGACUGAGAUAAAUACUUGCGAUGGGGACCAAUGCCUUGAAAGUUUAAAGACUCUAGCGAAAAAAGUAUUCGUCAAUCAUCCGAACAAACUGAACGAAAUAGAACAGAGAGAAACGAUAAUGGCGGAUUCGUAGAACAAUUUUUGUACAUAUUUGCUAUUAUAAAACUGCUGAAGACUGAAUAUAGAAAACAAAAGCUAUGAAAAUAAGAAAAGUAUACAUUUUAUAAACUAUUUUAUUGUUGAAAACAUUCUACUUACAGAAUUACUUUAUUAUUUACACGAAAUUAUAUAUAUAUAUAUUAUAUAUUCAAAUAGGUGGAUUAUAGAACGAAUUUUUCUUCAGUACGUUUGGCAUAAAAUGGCAAUUUUAGUCGUAUUUUCAAGUCAAAUUUUCAAAAUAUAUUUCUUCUUAAUAACUAUAUAAAUACAGGAAUUUCUACAGUUAAAUCUGCUGUUGUUCAUCGGUCGAAUCUAUUUUUUACAUAUCUAGCUGCUAUUUUAUAUAAUUGACCAUUUGAAACUAAAUUUUAUACAAAAUUAUCGAAAAUGAGAAACGUGUUAAUAUAUUAUCUAAAGAAAAAAUCUGUUUCCCAAUGUAGGUGAAAUGUUUUAUGAAAAAAUGUGAUUGAAACUUUUGGAAUUCAACUAGAUGUGGUCGUGCUUAGUCGUUCCUUUGAUUUAAAUAAAUAACUUUUACAUGACAUAUAUUUAUUUUUUCAGUACUUACACAGUUUUUAC
Diorhabda sublineata is the source of this 5712-nucleotide messenger RNA. RefSeq lists its product as uncharacterized. Gene Ontology annotation, cellular component: nucleus. The transcript is spliced from 9 exons. NCBI's taxonomy places the organism in Eukaryota, Metazoa, Arthropoda, Insecta, Coleoptera, Chrysomelidae. The coding region runs from base 434 to 5107 and encodes 1557 amino acids. The record is from RefSeq and is a predicted model, not a curated record. Gene Ontology annotation, biological process: regulation of transcription by RNA polymerase II. Gene Ontology annotation, molecular function: RNA polymerase II cis-regulatory region sequence-specific DNA binding; zinc ion binding; DNA-binding transcription factor activity, RNA polymerase II-specific.